UUUAAAAAGCAAUUCCAAACAAAUGAAAAACAGCGUUUCAUUUUAAUUUGUAUUUGAACAUAGAAAAGUAAAACAUUCUUUUAUGUUUAUUGUAAUUUUGUAUUUCUUUCUAGUCAAGAAUUCUAUUUAAUCUAUGAAGAUUUACUUUUUCAAUUUUGUCAUUUAAUUAUGUCUUUAAGAUUUUAUAUAGUCACGGUCUCAACUUUUCAUCUUUCAUACCUGUUCCAAAAACUUGUUUACUAUUUGUAUUUUGGCUUAUGUAUUUUGAAACACACAAGUUGUAAGUGAUAAUGUAUUCAGUGUCUUUCAGCUCAGUUUUUUUAUUCUUAAAAAUGUCUUCUUAGGUUACAUAUGAUCACCUACAUUUUCUUAUAGCUCUUUUACCUUUUAUUACAUAUAUGUAAUACUAAUCCAUCACCAAUUCGAUGCAUGGUAAUUUCUUUACGAUGUGGACAUAAAGUAAAACUUCUGAUUUUUAAAUGUUUUCAUUAUAGUUGGCUACUCUUGUCAACUUUCUUAUUAGUUCUUAGCUAUUCAUAGAUAAGGUUAUUAGCUAUUCAGUUUCUCUAGAGUUUUCCAGGUAAGAAUUUAUCUGCAAUUCAGUGUAAUUUAUUUUUUAAUAGUUCAGACCUCUCAUUGCUUUUUGUUUCACUGAGAAUUUCCACGACAACGUUAGGGGGAAAAAACCCAGUGGUAAUGGUAGGAAUCCUCGUCUUGUUCAUUUUUAUAUACCUUAGAGCGUUUGGAACGCGUUCUGACAUCGAACUUCAAAUUUAUCGAAGAGAUGAGUGAUCGAAAGUUUUCUAGCGAAUUAAACAUAUUUAAUCUUCACAAAUUUGGAACGUAAACACUAUUGUCCCCAUUUCACAGAUGGAGAAAUUUGGGUUCAAGAAGGUUACACAACUUACAUAAAGUCUGAGGGCUAUUUUAAGAAAAAUCUCUCCUUGAUUCCAAGAUCUUUUCCUGUUAUGUGAACAGUGGCCACCAGGGUCCUAGAAGAAAGCUUGCUCUGGCAUCUCUGGUCUGUUCCUUCCCUUCCCCACCUUCGAACAGAAUAUUAAGAUUGCCAAGGUCCCAACAGGCACGGACAGCUGGGCUGGUUCUCCGCUGUAGCCAACGCCAACCCUGCGGCGAGGCGGGCUCUCACAGUACAAUCUACGUGAUUCCCAGGGUUUUCUAGGCGAUGGGCAGGUCAGAGUUUACAGCGUAGCUGAUGGCGCCUGCCUGUCUUGGAAGCCACCUCCCAGCCCUCAAACCGAGGGAAAGACCAGGUUCUCCGUAGCGCGCUGGUUUGCCGGUCUUCAAGGCUGAGCAGCCUCUCAGCUCCGGUCGCCUCCUGUCUGCCCCCUGCAGGCCAGCCGGUGGGACUGCUCAGGGGACGGCCGGGGCCUGGAGCCCAGGGGGCGAAGAGCGCUGGGUCGGCUUCCGCCAUUCCACAAACUGCAGGCCGGCCUCCUCGCCGCGGAGACAGCGGGCCAUGGCGCGGGUGCUGAUCGUGGGCGCAGGGCUGACAGGAAGCUUGUGCGCAGCGCUGCUGAGGAGGGAGACGGCCCGUCCUCUGCACCUCACUGUGUGGGACAAGGCCGGGGACUCAGGAGGAAGAAUGAUUACAGCCAGCAGUCCUCAUAAUUCACAGUGCACAGUCGACUUGGGUGCUCAGUACAUCACGUGCACUUCUCAUCAUGCCAAAAAACACCAAAGUUUUUAUGAUGAACUGUUAGCUCAUGGUGUUUUGAAGCCUCUGACCUCUCCUAUUGAAGGAAUGGUGAUGAAAGACGGAGAAUGUAACUUUGUGGCACCUCAAGGAGUUUCUUCAAUUAUUAAGCAUUAUUUGAAAGAAUCAGGUGCUGAUAUCUGCUUCAGACAAUGUGUAACCCAGAUCAACCUGAGAAAUGACAAGUGGGAAGUCUCUAAGGAAACGGGCUCCCCUGAGCAGUUUGAUAUUGUUGUCCUCACGAUGCCAGUUCCUCAGAUUCUGCAGCUUCAAGGUGACAUCACAAACUUAAUUAGUGAAUGCCAAAGGCAGCAACUGGAGUCUGUGAGCUACUCCUCUCGCUACGCUCUGGGCCUCUUUUAUGAAGCUGGCACGAAGAUUGAUGUCCCUUGGGCUGGGCAGUACAUCACCAGUAAUCCCUGCAUACGCUUCAUCUCCAUUGAUAAUAAGAAACGCAAUAUAGAGUCAUCGGAAAUCGGGCCUUCCCUUGUGGUUCACACGACUGUUCCAUUUGGAGUUACACACUUGGAGCACAGCACUGAGGAUGUGCAGGAGUUAAUCUUCCAGCAGCUGGAAGACAUUUUGCCAGGUUUGCCUCCACCAGUUGCUACCAAAUGCCAGAAAUGGAGACAUUCACAGGUUACAAAUGCUGCUACCAACUAUCCUGGCCAAAUGACUCUUCAUCUCAAACCUUUCCUCGUGUGUGGAGGGGAUGGAUUUACUCAGUCCAACUUUGAUGGCUGCAUCACUUCUGCCCUCUGUGUUCUGGAAGCUUUAAAGAAUCAUAUUUAGUGCCUGUAUCCUUAUUCUCUACAUUCUCCUUAUUCUCUACUUUGAAUUUUUGUUUUCACAAUUUUCUGUUAUUGAUUGUUUUGUUUUCUAUUUCAUUGAGAGAAAAUUACUGGAAGAUUGUUCUUUAUUUAUUGUCAUUUUUUUUUUUAAAGAUUUUAUUUUUUCCUUUUUCUCCCCAAAGUCCCCCGGUACAUAGUUGUGUAUUCUUCGUUGUGGGUUCUUC
Molecule: messenger RNA, 2729 nt
Organism: Equus quagga
Lineage: Eukaryota; Metazoa; Chordata; Mammalia; Perissodactyla; Equidae
Gene: RNLS
Product: renalase, FAD dependent amine oxidase
Exons: 7
Coding region: 1478-2506 (342 amino acids)
Cellular component (GO): extracellular region
Molecular function (GO): oxidoreductase activity, acting on NAD(P)H
Source: RefSeq, a predicted model, not a curated record